GAGAGUGUAGGCUAUUUCUUGUAUACCUGAAAAUGUCUGAAAGAAAAGUUUUAAACAAAUAUUAUCCACCAGAUUUUGAUCCAAGCAAAAUCCCCCGUCUUCGUCGGACAAAGGAACAGCUUUCUUAUAAAGUUCGAUUGAUGGCUCCGUUUAAUAUGAGAUGUAAUGCUUGCGGUAAUUAUAUAUACAAAGCCACUAAAUUUAAUUCUAAAAAGGAGGAUGCCGAAGGCGAGGACUACUUGGGAAUCCAAAUUUAUAGAUUUUAUAUAUCUUGCCCUCGCUGCUCUCAGCAGAUUACUUUUAAAACUGAUCCAAAAAAUGCUGAUUACGUAAUUGAACAUGGAGCUACUAGAAACUUUGAGCUAUGGAAACAAGAAAAUGAGAAGGAAGAAAAAAUUAAAAGCAAAAAAGAACAGGAAGAAAUGGGAAAUGCUAUGAAAGUUCUUGAAAACAGAACUAAAGAAUCUAAACGUGACAUGGAAAUUUUGGACGCGUUGGAAGACAUUAAAGAAAUUAAUUAUCGCAACGAACAAAUUUCUAUAGACGCGAUUUUAAAUUUUCAUAAAGAGGCUUCACAUAAAACAGUCCGGGAGGAGCGAAUGACGGAGGAAGAAGAAGAUGAAGCUUUAGUUCAAAAGGUUUUUGGGAAGGAGACACUGAAGAUUAAGAGAAUAAAAGAUGAAGAAGAAGAUAAUGAUAACAUUUACUUUUAUAAAACUUCUAAUAAAAAUAAUAAUAACAACUUGAAAGUGAAAAAAAAAUUGGAUAGAGUAGUUUACAGCUUAGUAAAAUUGAAAAAACAGCCAACAUCUGCUUUAGCAGGGUUGGGCUUGGAUAAAUACUCCAGCGGAAGUGAAUCGGAAGGCUAAAAAAAAACUGCGCGCUAUGAAAUUCUAAACUUUUUACUCGCGCUCUUAGUGCAGGGAGU
Messenger RNA from Zophobas morio, 928 nucleotides. Its product is annotated as splicing factor YJU2-like. Gene Ontology annotation, biological process: mRNA splicing, via spliceosome. The transcript is spliced from 8 exons. Lineage: Eukaryota; Metazoa; Arthropoda; Insecta; Coleoptera; Tenebrionidae. Gene Ontology annotation, cellular component: U2-type catalytic step 1 spliceosome. The record is from RefSeq and is a predicted model, not a curated record. Bases 33 to 869 code for a protein of 278 amino acids.